Messenger RNA from Amblyraja radiata (thorny skate), 3510 nucleotides. Its product is annotated as tyrosine-protein phosphatase non-receptor type 12. The record is from RefSeq and is a predicted model, not a curated record. The transcript is spliced from 19 exons. Gene Ontology annotation, cellular component: cytoplasm; nucleus. Gene Ontology annotation, biological process: protein dephosphorylation. The coding region runs from base 251 to 2656 and encodes 801 amino acids. Lineage: Eukaryota; Metazoa; Chordata; Chondrichthyes; Rajiformes; Rajidae. Gene Ontology annotation, molecular function: non-membrane spanning protein tyrosine phosphatase activity.
CUGUGAGCUGGGGGUGGGGAGGAGGAAGAAGAGAGCGGAGAAGAGGAAAGUGGGAGACGGACGGAGGAAGCCCGAGCCUCGGCACGGCACAAUGGUGCAAAUAAUCGCCCAUCACUGACAUUAUUCGGUGGCAAGAAGGACAGGGGCGGACCAUCGGAUUUUCAAAGAAAGAUAUUUGCUGGGGAAAGAUGCGAAAGCGAUGAGCGUUUGACCCGGUUUGCUGGCUCCAGUUGUCCAAUGUGCUGAGAAGAUGGAGCAAAGCGAGAUCCUGAAGACAUUCAUUGAUCGGGUGCUGGCCAUGAAAAACCGCGACCAGAAUGGGGAGGAUAACUUUGCCAACGACUUCAUGCGACUCAGAAGACUAUCAACUAAGUAUAGAACUGAAAAGAUCUAUCCAACUAACACUGGAGAAAAGGAAGAAAAUGUGAAGAAGAACAGAUAUAAAGAUAUCUUGCCAUUUGACCACAGUAGGGUGAAACUUGCAAUGAAACUUACAGAAGAAGAUUCAGAUUAUAUUAAUGCAAAUUUUAUUAAGGGAGUUUAUGGGCCAAAAUCCUAUAUUGCAACGCAAGGUCCACUAGCAAAUUCUGUUCUUGACUUUUGGAGGAUGAUCUGGGAAUAUAACGUUGGAAUAAUUAUCAUGGCUUGCCGUGAGUUUGAAAUGGGGAGGAAAAAAUGUGAGCGUUACUGGCCACCACAUGGGGAUGGUGCUCUUCAUCUUGGAGAAUUUCAGAUUACUUGUGAGGAGGAACAGGCAAGGAAUGACUAUUUCAUAAGGACUCUAUUAGUGGAAUUCCAGAAUGAAUCUCGUAGAAUCUAUCAGUUUCAUUAUGUGAACUGGCCGGAUCAUGAUGUUCCUUCUUCAUUUGAUUCAAUUUUGGACAUGAUCAGUUUGAUGCGAGAAUAUCAAGAGCAUGAAGGUGUACCUAUUUGCAUCCAUUGCAGUGCUGGAUGUGGAAGAACUGGAGCCAUAUGUGCAAUUGAUUAUACAUGGAAUUUACUCAAAGCUGGGAAAAUACCUGAAGAAUUCAGUGUGUUUAAUUUGAUACAGGAAAUGAGAACACAAAGACAUUCUGCAGUCCAAACAAAGGAGCAAUAUGAGCUUGUUCACCGUGCGAUAGCUCAGCUAUUUGAAAAGGAAUUGCAGAGGAGUCGAUGUGCUGAAAGGCUAUCUGAGCCGGUUGAAAUUAGUUCUGAAAGUCAAACCAUUUCCUUAAUUCCUGAGACUUUUGAUUCGCCACCACCUAAACCACCACGAGUACGAAGCUGCCUGGUAGAAGGAGAUGCAAAAGAAGAAAUCUUGCAGCCUCCAGAGCCCCAGCCUGUGCCACCCAUCCUUACUCCUUCUCCACCAUCUGCUUAUCCAGCUGUUACCACUGUGUGGCAGGAUAAUGAUCGAUACCAUCCCAAGCCAGUCGUGCACUCUUAUACACCACCACCUCCCACAGACCUCAAUGAAAACUACAACAAACCUGGGGACACCUUCAAGCAAAUUGAAAAUUGUGCUGCACAGAUUGAACCUAUCGAAAAAAAGCUGGAAAGAAAACUUAGUAUUGAAAUAAAGAAGAUACCACUCCAAGAAGGACCUAAAAGCUUUGAAGUAUCCCCACCUGAUACCAACAGUGCUCUUAAUAGAUUGCCAUCAAAUAAGGUUAAGUCCACGCCAGCAACUGAUAUGGAGCAAACAGGUAAAUCAGUGGAAGCCAGCUGUGGACAAAUUGCAGUAAACUCAGAAGUCUUGCAACACUCUGAUGCUACUCAAAAAGGGAAGAAUUCUGAUGUUACCCUGAGACCAAUUCAGUUACCACUUAAAGAGAGAGCCCAUGCAAUGUGGAACAUGCCAAGCCAUGAAUGUAUCCCAUCUUUUACGAAGAAUUCCAUAGAUAAUACGUUGUACAACGAUCAGUGUCAUUCUUCAAAAGCAUCCGGUGUACCACCAGAGCCAUCAUUGAUAAAGGAUCCCAGUGUAAAUGCUUCGCCCCUCAGUUUUACUAAUCCACUCCAUUCUGAUGAUUCUGAGCCAGAGGAGAUUGAUUUUGGGAACACUGUACCUAAAAAUGUUACUAGUGUUUUAACAAGUGCCAUUGUUACUGCAACCAUACAAAACGAAACUCCUUCAGCAAGAAAAAUAUCACCUGUGUCUAUUGCCCGAGAACAUCCACCGAGUACAUUAAAUUUAGCAGCAGAAAAAUGUUCGGGGAACAAAGAAGACAGCCCACCCCCUUUGCCAGAGAGAACACCUGAAUCUUUUGUGGUGGCUCAUGAAUCUGAUUCUCCUGUUAGACCUGGUCAUAUUGGCAAGUCUGCAGAAUGGAGUGGCUUUCCACAACCACAGUCUGUUGAGCAAUUAAAGAUGGUGAGGAGUAAGAGCCUGAAAAAUCCCCGAAGUCAAAAAAGGAAUACUCCUGAAACAGGAGACUGCGGAAGGCCCUCGGGUCUGUUGGGAUUAGCGACUGCUGUAACCAAGGGUGAGGUAGGACAUACUCCAGAAACAAAUGCAAAACGAAGAGAACGUUGUUCAGAUUUAGACAGCGGGUUCCUUUCGAAAAUGAGCAUGCUGAGAACUGUCCUUGUAUCCUGUCUCCAAAAAUCAGGGUUCAAUAAUCGAUAUACAAAACCAAAAGGGCCAAGAGAUCCUCCUUCUGAGUGGACAUGAUGGAUAUGUUUUGAUAGACUGUAAUACUUCCCUUCAAGUGCCACUAAAGGACUGAAACAUUGAUAAAAUUAUGUUCAUUAAAAACAUUUUUUUUAAACUAACAAAAAGCAAGAGAAACUUGGGUGUCUUCUCAGUUACAGAAUGGUACACAUUUCACAUUUAUUGUAACUUGCUAAAACCUUUCCCGGGGGUGGAUUCCGGUGCUAAAUAUCUCUGCUGGGACCAUUUUGACCUGCCUUAUUUCACACUUAAGUAUUAACUUUUUUCAAAAAAAAGUAUUACAGGCCUUAAUUUUGGGGGGAAUUGGUUACACUGCUUGUAGGAUUGUAUAUUAAUAGUACAAUAAGUAUAAAUAGGGAGUCUGUGGACAGUUAUUCUUUGCUAAUUUCCAGACACUUAUGUGCAUUACUCCUUUGUGUACAGGGCAGGGUAGGUAUAUAAAUGACUGUUGCAGGUAUUAAAUAUUCUUAACAGAAGAUGUAAGAAAUCAGUGCAUGAUCUAAAUCUUUGUGUACCAUUUUUUGUAAAUUAUUUGCCCUGAUAAAGAAACAUAUUCUUUCGGGUGUUCUUAACUACUGGAAAUGAGCAGGACAUUGCAGUUUAACAGGGGUUGAAAUUGUAAUAAUACAUUUGUAAAUUGUAGGCAAAAGGAUAUUUUUAUAUUAUAUGCUGUUAAUAACCAAUCCCAUUUUCAUCUGUUCAUUUGGCCUUUAAUUUCGUAAGUGCCUUCGAACAGUAUGCAAUCCUGUUAACAUGAGCAUUUGAUUUUUGUGUAUCUGGAAUUAGACGACUAUCAGCCACACAAACCUGUAUUUUACAAUAUAUUGACAUGUCAGUAAAGAUCUUGAAAUAAA